Molecule: messenger RNA, 2283 nt
Organism: Folsomia candida
Lineage: Eukaryota; Metazoa; Arthropoda; Collembola; Entomobryomorpha; Isotomidae
Exons: 6
Coding region: 221-2023 (600 amino acids)
Biological process (GO): cilium assembly
Cellular component (GO): centriole; centrosome; axonemal microtubule
Source: RefSeq, a predicted model, not a curated record
AAAGGUUUUCUGCUCCUGGAAUCCAUUUGCACGCACCGAUUGUUCUCUUACUUACUUAGAACUUGGUCUAGCUUUAUUGUUAAAAUUCUCAGAAUUUUCCUUGAACAAGCAAACGGGAAAGAUUUUUUUUUGAAAUUCUCAAAAUUUUGUGAAUACGCAGAGCGAGAUUCACAAGAAGGAAGUGGAAUGGGAGGAACUCCUCAAUUCUCUCAAGACGGAGAUGGCCACGUUAAAGAUUCAACGCUUCGUCGGUGUCCAGUCCCCCUCUCGGCCUGGAUCUGCGGGAUCCUCCUCAAACUCUGCCCUUCUCCAGACUAAGGGGAAGAAGGAGUUGGAACGCUACAAGGAAGAAUCCGCUUAUAAAUCCGAACAAAUUAUGGAACUCAGGAAGGAAAUUGUCUCCCUUCAAAAUAGAUUGGGCGAGAUCCAUCAGCAACAGAAGGUUAAAAAUCCGGCCAAAAUGGCGAAAUCUGUUUACCUCGAGAAGGAGAAGGACUGGCAAAAGAAGAUUCGAGGCUUGAACCAACAAGUGAGAACGCUGCAGAAGAUUUUGUACAACAAAGAUCCUCACAAUCCGGCCGCCGUGCCGAACAAAAGUACUUCUUCGGAUCAUCCAGACGACGGGGAGAAGAGAUUGCACGAUGAGCCACACGUUGCCGUGUUGGAGGGACGCAUUGUAGAACUCGAACGAAAUUUAGAACAAGCAGAUUCCGAUGCGAAAGACAGAUUAAAAGAUUUUCAGGCGAAAUUAAACUCUUUAAAGCUUAAAUAUGAGGAUCAAAUCAAGGAAACGGAGGCUCGCUUGGAAGAAUAUCUCAACAAGCUCAAGCUAGCCGAGAGUGCUGCCUCGGUGGGCGCUGUUGCCGAACAGCAAUCGCGAUUGGAUCGCGCCAUGGGUGAAAUUGGCCACUUGAAGCAGGAACUGUCUCGAACCAAGAGAGAUCUCGAAAUUGCCCAGAGAGUCACCACUGCUCCCAACCCGAACCGACAACAGGACGCUGGCACAUUGUCCCUCGCCAUUAAAAGAUUUAAAGUCGAGCUCGCCGAAAAGGAGAAGGACAUUGUUCGUCUCAAGAAAGAGCUGGGUGAGCUCAACAAGACGAAUGUCACGUUGAAGAGGGAACGGGAACGAUACCUAGGCAGUGCUGCUCCUAAUAAUGUCAUGAUACCGCCACGGAUCGUGGGCCGAGUGGGAAACGUCGCCGUUGGUGGGAGGUUAUUGGGACCAGGGUCGAAAAAGGGGGACGACAACAUAAACACUGGUGGGGCAAAAUGUUCUGCGAACAUCAACGCCACGGUGGAACUCCUCCAGGACACGUUGGACUAUGAGAGAGCCGAGUUUGAGGGGCUCCUCCAACAUAAAAGGAGAGAGAUUGAGGAACGGGAUAGAAUUAUCCAAUCACUUCGAAAGCAACUCGCGUCUGUGACUCCGCAAGAAAAAAGUGACUUUCACAACCUUUCUUUCUCCCCGAGUGACAAGGAAGCCCUUCUGUCUGACGAACUACACCGGAAGGAAGCCCUUUUGGACGAGUUGCGAUCACGCGUCACGUCUCAGAACGAAGUGAUCAUCCGUUUCAAGGAGCAUCUCACCCAGUUGCGAGGUUCCGAGGAGAAGAUGACCCGUCUCGAGAGAGAACAGGGAGAAGCGUCCGCACUAAUUCAGCAACUCCGGGAGAAAUUGCAGAUUGCACAAGCCAUGUCUCGACCCGAGAAUGAAAUCCUGGCAGUCCUCGCGCAAAAGUUUGAAGACUUGAAUACACGCUAUUUGCAACGGGAAGAUCAAAUGAAGUUGUUGCUCAAUAAACUCUCCGCCCAGACAGGAACCCCGAGAAGUUUGGGUUACAAUAACAACAGCGUUGCGAAACAGGGACGAACCAGCAUUAUUGAACAGUUGUGCUUAAAUUUGGAAUCGAAUUCGGACGUAGACUUGGACUUGCGUCAAUUGUCACCUUCCUUGUACGAACAUCUCUUCUCGUCUCGUUCCAGCGGAGGUGGUGGUGGUGGGCGUGGGGAUCCAGUUUAAGAACCGUUUUUGUAUGGGAGUAAAUUCUAGUCAAUUAUUUCAUCUCUUCAAACGACGAACGAUUCGACCUACCGCUAAACAAAGUAUUAAUUUCCUGAUGUACAACCUCAUCCUAAAUUUCAUGUUUAAAUUCCUACCUAAUUAAUGUGUAGUACGUGUAAUAUAAAUAUACAUGUACAUAUAUAACCCAAUGUUGAUCUUUUUUAUGCUAACGAAUUUCUAUUUUAAAUAUAAAUGAAAGAAUUUUGGUGAAUAUGAAA